AUGACGGCCGAUCCCUGCAGGCACAGCCCAAAGGCUCGUCCGGAGCCCCCGGGAGAGGAUGUCCCUGCCGACAGCGGCGGCGGGCAGAUGCGCAGCGCCGCGGGAUUGUUUCGGACACGGCGCCGGUUUAGCGGCUCGCGGGGACGCCCCCGGCUGCCCCACAAUGGGGGCAAUGCCGAGAGACCCCAACAGAGCCGGGGGACAAAGGGCCCCGGAUUUGUCGGGGUCCCACGGCGCAAACCAUGCGAUGGGGACAGAGCUGUGCUGCGGCGCGGCAGGGACGAUGUGAGCUGCUCGUUCUUCUCCCCAGGACAGAGUCCCAGCACCAUGGAGGACCUGCUGGAUGUGGAGAACAAGCGGAUGGCCGACAGCCUGGCCAGCAAGGUCACCAGGCUGAAGUCGCUGGCUCUGGAUAUUGACAAGGAUGCUGAGGAACAGAACCGCUACCUGGAUGGCAUGGACUCGGAUUUCCUGAGCGUGACGGGGCUGCUGACGGGCAGCGUGAAGCGCUUCUCCGGCAUGGCGCGCUCCGGCCGGGACAACCGCCGGCUGCUCCUCGCCGUGUCCGCGGCUCUCAUCCUCAUCUUCUUCAUCCUCUACUACCUGGUGUCCCGGGCAGGCACCUGAGCCCGGCCUGGGGGUGGCACAGGGCCCCGUGGCACAGGCCGGACCCCACCAUCCACAGACCUGUCCACACGUUUUCCAGAGGAGCCUCCGGCCGCAGCUCCGCCUUCCCAGUGACUUCUCCUCCCUCCAGCUCCUCGUUGUUGCUGGGCCCAGAAGCUCUUCCAAAACAAGUUUGGCUCCAAAGGGAUCUUCAUGUCGAACGUGAUUCUGGGGUCGUGGCUCAGGCCGUGACCUCCUGCCUUGUCCACAUCCCGUGGGCUGUUUCUAAGGGCCACUUCCACAUCACCUCCCUCUCUGAAAACCAGGAACUAACACAUCCAGGGACUUGUGGAGACUCUAUAACCCAGCUGAGCUGUAGGAUUUAGGAUGCUGAUUUGUGGGGUUUGGGAGUACCAAUGUGUGGCCUACAUGCCCCGUGGCCGCUCUCCAUUUCCCUGGGACUCGCAGAUCAUAUCCCUGGGCUGAAAGGAAACCUGUGCUGUGCUGCUUUAGGAUGGAAUUAGCAUGGAUCUGGGCCUGGAUACUCUCAGAUUGUGGCAAAGAAGGGAUGCAGGGGAGCAGGACUUUCAUUAAAUCCUGGCUCAGUUGUCUUUAUCAUCCUUGUGGGCAAACCAGGCUGGACCCUGUGAGAAAGGAGGGCCACAGUCCAUAACCACAUGGAUUUGUACGUGUGUGGAAUCUUCCAGAGCCUUCCCACACAUGUGCAAAUUAGGGUGAAGAAAUCUGGUGGCAGAAGGUCCAGUGAGUUGUGAUUACUGUGGCACCCUGGUUUUAGAGCACUUUGGGGAGAUGCUGUGCCAAUAAAGCAGAGGUUGAGGUGACGUGGAAUUCCCCCUGCAGUGCUGUUGGAAUGGGGGGAAAUCGAGGAGGGAUUUCCUGAUUUGUUUAUGAAUUUAGAAGAUACAAAAAAAAAAA
Molecule: messenger RNA, 1542 nt
Organism: Ficedula albicollis (Collared flycatcher)
Lineage: Eukaryota; Metazoa; Chordata; Aves; Passeriformes; Muscicapidae
Gene: BET1L
Product: Bet1 golgi vesicular membrane trafficking protein like
Exons: 5
Coding region: 1-627 (208 amino acids)
Biological process (GO): retrograde transport, endosome to Golgi; regulation of retrograde vesicle-mediated transport, Golgi to ER
Cellular component (GO): Golgi trans cisterna; SNARE complex
Molecular function (GO): SNAP receptor activity
Source: RefSeq, a predicted model, not a curated record